Messenger RNA from Corythoichthys intestinalis (scribbled pipefish), 1999 nucleotides. RefSeq names its product inflammation and lipid regulator with UBA-like and NBR1-like domains (gene ilrun). Lineage: Eukaryota; Metazoa; Chordata; Actinopteri; Syngnathiformes; Syngnathidae. Bases 300 to 1088 code for a protein of 262 amino acids. The record is from RefSeq and is a predicted model, not a curated record. The transcript has 5 exons. Gene Ontology annotation, molecular function: protein binding.
ACGUGUCAAGUGUUCCUUUGCAAAAAGAGCAAUUUGUGAGCCCGAGCGAUGAGCCAAUCGGAGGGGGGCUGCAAAUAGCAACAGAUGACGUCAUCAGCAACGACGUGAUUGGCGCAGGUGACGCGCUAGGUUGUUGUAACGUCAAACUUCGUCCCCCUUGUCGUGCCAUGCGCAUUGAUGCUUGUUGUUGUGGCGGUGGAGCAGCUUGUUAUGGCUAGACGAGGCCUCGGACCUGACUGAGAGAGGCUUCCCCCCACCCCUUAGCCCACCCUCCUCCCCUCCUCUCCCUCGCCACCCUCAUGGAGGGCACGGACAUGGACGUGGACGCGGAGCUCAUGCAGAAGUUCAGCUGCAUGGGCACCACGGACAAGGACGUCCUCAUCACCGAGUUCCAGAGGCUGCUGGGCUUCCAGCUCAACCCCGCCGGCUGCGCCUUCUUCCUGGACAUGACCAACUGGAACCUCCAGGCUGCCAUCGGCGCUUAUUACGACUUUGAGAGUCCCAGCGUUAACACGCCCGCCAUGUCCUUCGUUGAAGACGUGACCAUCGGAGAAGGCGAAUCUGUCCCGCCGGACACGCCCUUCACCAAAACCUGGAGGAUACAGAACUCAGGCGCCGAGUCGUGGCCGGCAGGCGUGUGUCUCAAGUACAUCGGCGGCGACCAGUUCGGUCACGUCAACACGGUGAUGGUGAAGUGUCUGGAGCCACGACAAGUGGCCGAUGUCAGCGUGCAGAUGAGGAGUCCGGCAUCGCCCGGCAUGUAUCAAGGCCAGUGGAGGAUGUGCACUGCCGCCGGCUUGUUCUACGGAGAUGUGAUUUGGGUGAUCCUGAGCGUAGAGGUGGGCGGCCUCCUGGGCGUCACGCAGCAGCUGUCGUCCUUCGAGACAGAGUUCAACACGCAGCCCCAGCGCGACGUGCAGGACGACUUCAACCCCUUCGCCUCGCCGCACAAAAACAAACGAGACGCUGACGGAGACGACGCACCGUCGCAAAAUGCGGACAGGCCGCUGGAUGGACCGCGGGCCAAUCUGACGCCAGUGACGCGUGGGCAGGGUGUUGAAGGACCUCAUCCAUUCGGACAGAGCUAGAGCACCUCCCAGCUAACGGAGCCUGAAACGGGCACGCGGAGGAACUGUUGUUUUCCGACAACUCUCCACUAUGCCCCACUUGCACGCGGACGGCGGUAGCGGCGGCCCGAUGUCCCGCCCUCACGUGCGAACGCUUCUUUCAGAUUGAAUUUUUUUAUUCUUUUUUUUUUUUUUUUCUCCUCCCCAUCCGGAUCACCCGCCGUCACCCGGCCUUAAAAAGUUCGCACGCUCACUCUGAUUCCCCCUUCACGCGUACGGCGGGAACAAUGCAGGCGACGUCACGGGACAAUGCGCGAGAGCGGGCGUGCACGUUUUUAGGGUGGCCGCUGAAAAGUGCGCAGAACGCGUGGAGGGAUUUAAAAAAAAAAAAAAAAAAAAGGUUAUUUUGCUUGGUGAGUGGUUGUAUUUUUCCACGUUUUAGUUGUGUUUGAGUGCGUGCGUGAAUCGGAAUCGACCCGAGACUUGCUCAUAAUCAUCCACGUUAUUUAUUUGUACUCUUGGUCAGCAGGUGGUGCUAGAAAUCAAAAUUAAAUCUCUAAAAGUGUGACGCUGAUUUCGCUUGGAGGGAGAAUUCAUUCAGCACUGAUGUUCUGUUACUGCUGUUUGCACAAAUAUGAUUCCUGAUGGCUAAAGUUGAAUUUUUUUUUUUUAAAUCAUUGGCUGCCUUCGACGGCAGUAGACGUCCGAUCCAUUUCGACCGGGAGGCCAGAUCGAAAUGGAUCGGAUGUCUACCGCCAUAGAUGACAGUGGUGAUUAUUGUUUUCGGGAUGUUUCUUUGUUGUUCACAGCUUUAAGGAGUUUUCUCACGCUCCAAAUGGUCCUCAAGAAAAGCGAUUUAUCAUCAUUACACAUCUGGAAGUGUAUUUUGGAAUGGAAAAUAAAAUGGAAAAAGGUGGCAUGCCGUAGUGACA